Molecule: messenger RNA, 1527 nt
Organism: Rotaria socialis
Lineage: Eukaryota; Metazoa; Rotifera; Eurotatoria; Philodinida; Philodinidae
Source: the annotation of a GenBank genome assembly
AUGGCCACAAAACUGCCAACAACGAAAGAAAGCAGGAACUUUGAAGACUUGGUGACCUGUAAAAUAUGUCUUAAACAUUUUGUUGAUCCACGUUUAUUGCCUUGCUCGCACACAUAUUGUUUUGGAUGUAUAUGCAAAGCAGCUUCGUACACCAAUGGGGAUUUCAUGUGUCCUCUGAAGGAUGGAACUACAGUUCAGCAAAAUCAGAUUAAUUCAUUACGACUGAAUCAUGCCAUGGCUGAGGUGGUUAAAAUGGUAUUUGAUGAUUACAAACAGAAUAAUAAUCCUCCGAGUAAUUCUGGUGGUAACCGACAAAGAUUCAAAGAAAAUAUGAUAUUGGUCAGUGGUUUACCAUUGGACAUAUCUGAAGAACAUCUACUCGAUAAAUUGUGGAAAGUAUUUUCAACUGUCGGUAACAUUAAAAUUAACCAAGAAACAAAGGGAGCCUCUAUAGAUUUAUUUAGAAAAAUAGAUAACAAACCGCCAUUGAAUGGCACGGCAACAAUCACAUUUGAACGAGAAGAAUCGGUAGUGAAAGCAAUUGAAAAAUAUAAUGGAAAAUGUGUACCGAUCUUAAACAAUAAUCAAAUUUAUGUCAAGAAAUCAGAAGUAACAACUGGAGGACUAGUACACCCUUCUCCCAAUUCAACUGAAUUAAAGGUUUGGGUGAAAAUUGAAAAAAGACUGGCCAGAAAAGAAGAAUUUACUUGCACUAUCGACAUUGACGAUCUAAAAAAAAGGGUAUUCAAAGAGCAAAAUGACAGAGAUUUAUACGAAGCCUAUUAUCGCAAUCAACCAUUGGGGCCUGGAGAAAGAGUUCCAUCGGGCACGACCAGUGAUCAACCGAUCGUAUUACGGAAUAUUAAACCUCAGCCACCAGAGCCUGGCGGUCCGUCUCCUGUCACGCCAAAGCCGGUGUCUGCUCCAGAGCCAUUUGUAUCAACAGACUAUCAUAUUAUUGUUGAUUGUUCAAAUAUAUUCAUUGGCUCUCAAACAAUCCGUGAUCCAACAACUGGAGCAACUCAAAAAAAUCCAGCUAUUCGUGUAAAUGUUAAGAAUCUUGUUAGAGUAGUUGAAAAUGAUAAAUUAAAGAUAUAUAUUAAAACACGUAUUGCUGGUGGAAGUAAACCACCAGAAAAUUUGCCGGUUUGGAAAGAAUGGGCAUCUUGUGGUUAUAAAUGCAUAGUGAUUGAGCGUUCAGUGAGUGGCCCAGAAGAUGGUGUGGACGAGAUGUUGCAUGCUCAAAUUUUACAACUCCUUCAUAUUUAUAAAGAUACUCAGACUAGAUCACAAGUUCUUGUUUUGGUUACUGGCGAUGGAAAUAUAAACGGGGGGCGAACAAGUUUUCUUCAGUCUGUAGAGAGUGUAUUGACAAGUAAUUGGAGUGUGGAACUUUGGUCAUGGGAACGAUCAUUGAGCCAACAUUUUUUAAGUACUCAGAGAUUCUUUCCAAGUCGAAUGACAAUUAAAUAUUUAGAUUCUUAUAGAAACGAUAUUACAUUUAUACAAAAACCCAGAGAAAACUGA